Molecule: messenger RNA, 1157 nt
Organism: Peromyscus eremicus (cactus mouse)
Lineage: Eukaryota; Metazoa; Chordata; Mammalia; Rodentia; Cricetidae
Gene: Znf524
Product: zinc finger protein 524
Exons: 2
Coding region: 145-1110 (321 amino acids)
Cellular component (GO): nucleus
Source: RefSeq, a predicted model, not a curated record
CCCGCGCUCCGCCGCCCCCGCCCCUUCCCACGCCUCGGCCCGUCGCCCCCCGGCGCGCGCGCGCGCACACGCACACACACGCGAGCCCAGGCAGCAUGCAAAUGAGCCGGCUCCGGUACCCAGACUCAAGCUCCCCACUGCUCAAUGGACAACCCCAGCUCAGACCCGUUGCCUUCAACUUUGUCUGGGGAGGAAGACAAACCUCUGGCCUUACUUCCUCCUGUUCCCCGGGGCCGCCGAGGCCGGCCACCAGGGGGAGCCGCCACCUCCAAUCGGACUCUGAAGUCCUCCCUCCCUCGAAAGCGGGGCCGCCCCCCCAAAUCACUGCAGGAAGCCCCGUUGACAGCACCAGUGGACAGUGGUGGCAGCAACGAUCUUCUGUUGAUCGAUGAUCAGGGCGUUCCUUACACAGUCCCCGAAGGAUCAGCAGCAGAUGGGCCCCAGGGCUCUGGCCCCAAGAGGGCUCCACACUUCUGUCCUGUGUGCCUGAGAGCCUUCCCCUACCUCUCCGACCUGGAACGCCACAGCAUCUCACACUCAGAGUUAAAGCCACACGUGUGCAAAGAUUGCGGCAAGACCUUCAAACGGUCCAGCCACUUGCGGCGUCAUUGCAACAUCCAUGCUGGCCAUCGGCCCUUCCGUUGUGUGCUCUGCCCUCGCCGCUUCCGCGAGGCGGGGGAGCUGGCACAUCACCACCGCAUCCACUCUGGCGAGCGUCCCUAUCAAUGCCCCUCCUGCAGGGUGCGCUUCACCGAGGCCAAUACUCUCCGGCGCCAUUACAAACGCAAGCACCCAGAGCUUGUGGGGAUGCCCGUGCGCCUGUGCCCCCCGAACCCAAGACCCCAACCGCUGUGGGAUGAUGACGAGGGUGUCCCUGUUGCAGAAAGGGUGCAGGAGGAGAGUCCUGAAGGAAAGGAGCCUGCUUGGCCUCUGUCCUCCACCGCUUCUCCCCUGUCUGGGUUUACAGAGGGGAGUUCAGAUGGUGCUGGGCAGGGGCAAGGAGGUCAAGACACCCUUGUUUCUGGUGGUACUCCCGUUACGGAAGGGAAUCAAAAGCAGGGACCUAAACCUCUGGGUCCUGAUACCAUCGAGCGCCCUCCUUCGGACUGACAGGCUCUGGGAGGUAUGGGCUGUGGAAAUAAAUCCCUGCCUACUGA